Molecule: messenger RNA, 1849 nt
Organism: Asparagus officinalis (garden asparagus)
Lineage: Eukaryota; Viridiplantae; Streptophyta; Magnoliopsida; Asparagales; Asparagaceae
Product: VAN3-binding protein-like
Exons: 6
Coding region: 626-1762 (378 amino acids)
Biological process (GO): phloem or xylem histogenesis; leaf vascular tissue pattern formation; auxin-activated signaling pathway
Source: RefSeq, a predicted model, not a curated record
UCAGUCAUGACCCAGUUGUUUUAAGAGUUUGGAAACACACCCUAAUGAAAGAAUACAAACACCUAAUCGGUGCAAAAUAAAAAAAUAAAUAAAAGGACUACGGACCCAAAUAUCGACCAAGAAUCAUCCUAUUUUUGCUCGGACCACCUGAGAAUUUCCUUGAGAAAGGAUAUGUACAUCUCAUCAUCACUAACCGACAACUAAGCUAGCAGAUGAGAGUCCAAACCCCGUGACAAAAAUCGCUCUCCUCCGCACGAGCUCUCGCCCGUUAUCAAGGCCGCACCUGCGACCAACCUUUCACUUUUCUUUAAUUAAAUCAAUUAAAUCACCCCUUUAAUCCAAUUUCAGUGCACUAAUCCAUCAUGACAGCACGGAGGACAGCAACAUCCUAUGGAUAGUAUAGACCAGCAAAACAAGAACAAAAAGGGAAAAAAAUAAAAAAGGAAACUGCUAACGAGUUUUGUGAAGCAAACAAAGAGCAAGAAAAGCACGAGGCUGUCCGCUCUUUGUCCCCCUCUCACCCCUGCUCCCCUCCUGCUCUUGUGCUCUCUGUCCCCAUCCCACUGUCUCUAUAUAAACCCUCAACAAAUCUUCAAACUUCCCAGACUCCAGCAAAACAAAUACAAUGGAGAAAGGAUUUCCAUGGGGGAGGAGGAAGAGGGGGUAUUCAGUCACCCUGGAGGAGGUGAAAGAGGAGGAGGUAGCGAGAGUUCCGGCGAUCCCUCCGCCGCAGACGCCGAAGGAGCCGAUGGAGUUUCUGUCGAGGUCAUGGAGCGUUUCUGCGUCGGAGAUAUCGAAGGCGUUGCUGGCUGGAAAUAAGAAGAGGAAUUUCGUCGUCGAGCGAUUGCCCGAUAUCAUGAUCCCUGACGGUUUGAUGAUUUCUGCUGCUGCUGCUGUUUCUGCUGCUUCAUCUCAUCAGCCUCAGCGUCUUCAGCAGUCGGAGAGGUCCGAGAACACUCACCUUACGUCAAUCAGCAAGUGGUUUCACCACAGGGACGAUAGCAAGAGCAGAGUGAAGAAGAACAAAGAGAAGGUUCGCGCGGAGAAAGCUCGCAUCCAUGCUGCAGCAUCAGCAGGCACGGGCUCAGACAACGAGAACUCGAAGAUGAGUGCAGCCCUAGCCUCCGCCACCGAGCUCCUGGCCUCGCACUGCAUAGAGCUCGCAGAGCAGGCUGGAGCCGGGCAUGAGCAUGUUGCCUCUGUUGUCAAAUCUGCAGUCGAUGUUAGAACUCCAGGAGAUCUGAUGACUCUAACUGCAGCGGCAGCAACAGCAUUAAGAGGAGCCGCAGCACUGAAACUAAGAGUACAGAGAGAAUCGAGGAACAACGCUACCGUGAUUCCUUAUGAUAAAGGGAACUGCCGCAGCCCCGAUAUCUGGUGCAAAGAAGGCCAGCUUUUGAAUCGAUCGAGCAAAGGGACUUUGCAUUGGAAGAGAGUGUCAGUAUAUAUCAACAGGAAAUCACAGGUCAUAGCAAAGAUCAAGGGCAAACACAUCGGAGGAGCACUCUCAAAGAAGAAGAAGAGUGUUGUUUAUGAAGUGUAUGAUGAACUCCCAGCUCGGACAGGGCAAGUGGAGAAUCAAGCAACAGACCAAUGUUCUUUCGGGCUUAAAACAGGACAGGGUCUUCUUGAGUUUGAGUGUGAGAGCAAGAUGAACAAGCAGAAGUGGGUGGAUGGAGUAAAGAACCUGCUCCGGCAAGCGAAAAGUGAUGGUGACGCCGAUAGAAUAGAGCAGCCCAUGGAACUGCUGAAGAUUAAUUGAAGGGUUCUGUGUAUAAAUUUUGCUGACGAGAGGGGUUUGUGUGAGAAAUGGAGUAUGUAUACGUAUGAAGUAUGGUUUUGUUGCUAA